Molecule: messenger RNA, 1213 nt
Organism: Brassicogethes aeneus
Lineage: Eukaryota; Metazoa; Arthropoda; Insecta; Coleoptera; Nitidulidae
Source: the annotation of a GenBank genome assembly
ACACCCUGUAUAUCGAAGUAGUAAUAAUUCAUUUCCUAUUGUCAACCUAUAAUUUUGAAUAUGAAAUGAGAAAAUCAACGUCAUUUUACUUAAAAAUUGCCUUAUCAUCUACUUUUUUGUGCUUUGCACAUUCUACCAAUUCGAAUUUCGUUGAUUGUCAGAGUUGGUUUUCGCGGGGAGCUGGUCGGAAAAUUCGUGGAAAAUCGAUAAUAAAGGACUUGCGCCUGUACAGUACUAACAAAAUGUCGGAUCACGGAGAUACCUUGGAAUAUCACAUCAAAUUCCCGAACCCGAAUUUUAACUACGGACAGAAUGGAGAGAGUGAUUUUGUUUUUGUGGUGAACGAAGAAAAAAUACCCGUGAUUUUGUUGUUCGGGUGGGCCGGUUGCCAGGACAAAUAUCUGGCGAAAUACUCGAAGAUAUACGAGGAAAAGGGCCUUAUUACCUUAAGAUAUACCGCACCAGUGAAAUGCCUAUUCUGGAAAAGGUACCAGAUGUUAAAAAUUGGCGAAAAAUUGGUAAAAUUAUUAUUGGAUUUAAAUUUCGACAGCCACCCCAUCAUCAUCCAUUGUUUUUCCAAUGGAGGAGCCUUUUUAUACCAAAAUGUAUCUAUGGCAUUGGAUAAGUGCCCUAAAGAUAUACCGGUGAAAGGAAUAAUUUUUGACUCUGCACCAGGCAAAAAACGAAUUCUUAGUUUAUUUAGGGCAAUUUCGGCCAUAUUGGGCGGAAAUGCUAUAUACAAUAUUUCCAUGUCAUUAUUUAUGACGAUGUUUAUUUCUGUGAUCUGGCUAUACGAGAUUAUUACUAAAGAAUUAUUUGCGAAAAAAGUAACGCAUACAAAUCUCUACGAACAUUUAAAACAUGAAAAAAAUUACUGGCCCCAACAUUUUAUUUACUCCAAGGCGGACAAUUUGAUACCUUAUACGGACAUAGAACAAUUUUCCUCGUUCCGAAAAACUCAGGGUGUAGACGUGACAACGCUGUGCUACGAGGAAAGCCUCCAUGUGAAACAUCUGCCGGAAAAUAAGGAAAGUUACGUUAACAGUGUCUGUAACUUUAUAAACAAAUGUUUGAAUGGGAAAAAUUAAAACAUUCGUUCCUAUAAAUCUACAAAAAAAUAAAGCUUUUAGGUCACAAUUAAAAUAAUUUUAUAGGUUAGGUUUCCGUCCUUUUUUUAAGGACUAUAUCAUAUUUUUUCAGGACAAAAAUUGCA